ACAUAUACACCUCGUCAGCCUGCCGGUCGUUGCUACUUAGAGGGUGUACCAACUUCCGGGCAGGCAUCUGCAUCCAAAGGGCGCUCGAUUCUCUAGCUAGCUAGGAUCUAGCAACACAAACCCGUCUGUCCAUAUAUUAUGGGUUGGUAACAAUUAAUUAGACUGAAGAAGAUCAUCUAACGAGGAUGGACGCAAAGAAACCAUACAUGCUGGCUAUUACUACAGUAGCAAUCUACACCGGCAUGUACGUGGUCUCAAAGGCUGCCUUCAACCAGGGAAUGAACAGCUUCGUCUUCGUCUUCUACCGCCAGGCUGCUGCAUCGCUUCUCCUCCUGCCCAUCGCACUUGUUCUAGAAAGUGCUUAUUAUAUAUUACCGAAUUCGUUCCUCCCAAUCAUCCGGCGCGGCCAGGAAAAAUGUGCGAUCCAUGUCCUCUGGGUUGAUCCUGAAGUUGUUCUUGCUUGCCCUAAUCUGGAACACGUUAGGCAUGAAUCUGUGCAAUGCAAGUGUGACGCUCACGUCAGCAACCGUGGCGUCGGCAACAGGAAACUCUACUCCCGUUAUCACCUUCUGCCUGGCACUGCUACUGAGGAUGGAGGUGGUGAAGUUAAGGAGCGUCUCUGGCAUAGCCAAGGUCACCGGCGUAGCACUGUGCCUGGCCGGAGCGUUGGUCAUCGCCCUGUACACGGGGCCGUCGCUCAGCCCAGUCAACCGCCAUCACCGUGCCUCUGGCGGCGCCCAUGGCUUCAAAGCUCCAACCCGUGGGGGGACAUGGGUUACAGGCACGUUCCUGAUGCUUCUGUCCAACGUCACAUGGUCCCUGUGGACGGUUCUGCAGGGCGCGCUGCUAAAGGAAUACCCCAACAAGCUCCUCGUCACGACCUCCCAGUGCUUGUUCAGCACCGCGCAGUCGUUCGUCGUCGCAGCGGUGGCCGAGAGGGACUUCUCGAAAUGGGCGCUCAAGCUUGACGUCAGCUUGAUCGCUGUUGCUUACACCGGGUUUCUCGUAACUGGCGUAUCCUACUACCUGCAAGCUUGGUGUGUGCAGAUAAAAGGACCUGUCUUCCUUGCUGUCUGGAACCCACUCUGCUUUGUGCUAACCAUAUUCUGUUCCUCCUUCUUCCUCGGCGAGAAUGUUCACCUCGGCAGCAUUGUGGGUGGAAUCCUCUUGGUCUGUGGCCUUUAUAGCGUGUUAUGGGGUAAAACCUUGGAGGUUCAUCAGACUGUGGAAUCUGGUGAUAAUACGGUCGGUGAAGUGCAAAAUGGACAAGAAGAGAAGAAUCAUCAACAGAAGGUGCUGGAGAAGGGACGCCAAGAGGAAGCAUCAAUGACAGCACCCGGUGUAGUGUGAUCGAUUGCUUGAUUCCAUAAAGCUAGCAAUCUAUGGUUCAUUUAUGUCAUGUCUGUGGUUCUUGUACAAAUUGCCUGUGAGUCACAAUAAUUGUUUCAAGAUCUUUAAAUUGUUACAUGUUUUAAAGGCCAAAAUAAAUAAAAUUUAGGUGAUAGGCAAAAGUAGGAUGAUUUUUCCAACUA
Zea mays is the source of this 1532-nucleotide messenger RNA. Its product is annotated as WAT1-related protein At5g64700. The record is from RefSeq and is a predicted model, not a curated record. The transcript has 6 exons. Gene Ontology annotation, cellular component: membrane. The coding region runs from base 427 to 1350 and encodes 307 amino acids. Lineage: Eukaryota; Viridiplantae; Streptophyta; Magnoliopsida; Poales; Poaceae. Gene Ontology annotation, molecular function: transmembrane transporter activity.